Symbiodinium necroappetens is the source of this 279-nucleotide messenger RNA. The record is from the annotation of a GenBank genome assembly. NCBI's taxonomy places the organism in Eukaryota, Dinophyceae, Suessiales, Symbiodiniaceae.
AUGCGGGAUUGGCUCGGGGGAAAAACAGCCUCCACGGUGAAGCCAAACGUCGGCCUUUUCGCAGUGAACGGCUACAAGUGCCACCCACCGAGACGCACAGCUGGGGCGGGUCCCCGUCCUGCGGACGUGAGGCGCUUGUCAGCUCCUGCACGGCUGCUGCCCAAGGUGCAAUCGCUGCCGACUUUGCAGGCCAAGUCCGGGCCAGCCCGAGGUGAGCACCUCCCUGGCUUCUGGCCACUGGAGGACGCGGACGAGGUGAAGCGCAAAGGCUGCCGGUGA